GUGGAGACCGCGCCGCACGUUGUACUCACAUUGCAGUUCGCUCCGAGAGAAACUUCUGCUCAGGAAAUAUUACUUCAGACGAUAUGACAACGCUAUGGAGGCUCGCUUUGGUAACAGUCCUACUGUUGAACACCGCAGCAGGUGACAUUGAUUACGAAGACAUCGUGGAACGCUUCAAAAGACAGCCAGAGCCAUCAGAAAUCUGCGAUUUUGGAAUGGACAACGAUUUGUUGUUCUGUGACUGGGCAAACCGCAACGGCAGUGCCACCCAGUGGUUCACAGGAGCAGGAACGCUUUCCAACUGGCUCGGUGGGCCGCCAACAGACGCCAGCACAGCUAGUGAAAAAGGUGGAUAUGUUUUCUUCGAGACGUCGGCCCUUGGACUUAUGGCUGACAUGAGAGGACAAAGCGCUUUUCUCGAGAGUCCUAUAAUGGGAUCUACUGGCGCUGACGGAAAGUGUGUCUCGUUUAGCUUCAUCAUCGACGGUCUGAGCGCAGCCGGGCUGCGAGUGCUCUUGCAUCCGGUCAGCGAGGAUGGCAGCCCAGAUGGCUUCGACCGUAUUCUGUGGAGUACCAAAGAUCCCACUGGCAACAACACGUGGCAGGAGGCAGAAGUCCUCUUCACGUACAGCAAGGAGCAGCGGGUUGUAUUCGAGGCGCUAGCAAGGGAGCCGACAGACACGUACCGCCAUUUCCGGGGCUACGUCGCUCUCGACAACGUCGCUCUGAAGCCAGGCACGGAAUGCAGAGGGCACUGCUCAUUCGAAGCAGGGUUCUGUGGCUGGACAAACGAUGAAGAAGAUGACUUUGACUGGACGCUGGGACGUGGGAGCCAUAACCCCGCCACUGGCCCAGCAUCGGACAGAACGAGCUUCGUUCACGGCGGCCUGGAGGGAGGCUACACCUUCAUCGAUUCUUCGUACCCGCGCAGACCUGGAGACGUAGCACGACUCACCAGCAUGGAAUUGCAGGAGACAGGGCCUGACUCUCCAAAAUGCCUUCGAUUUUGGACACACAUGUACGGGAAUGGUAUCGGAACGCUAAGUGUGAUUCUCAGCGACGCACGUGAGGGCCAAGAGAAACUGUUGUGGAGCCUGUCAGGUGAGGCGGGCAAUGCCUGGUAUCAGGCGGAAGUUCCCAUUUCGUCACUCAAUCCUUACAAGAUAAUAUUUGCUGGUAAAGUUGGUCGCAACAGCCUGGGCGACAUCGCUCUGGAUGACGUCUCGCUUACACCUGGCAGCUGUCCAACGACUCCACAAAUUGCUGCUGCUAUUCCCGGAGACUGUACUUUCGAAAUUGACGAGUGUGGCUGGAGCAACACAGGGGCUCGAGAUAACACGGACGAUAUCGACUGGGAGCGUGUGUCCGGACAAGCGACGCGAACCAACACGCAGGACCACACGCUUGGAACAGAAAAAGGCUUCUUGAUGACACUUGCAAGAAACAAUGUUUUGCGCCCCGGCAGUAGGGCGUGGUUUCUGUCGCCCGAGUAUAAGGGAAGUGAAAACGCACAGUGUCUUUCCUUUUGGUAUGUUUUGAACGAGCCUUUUAUAGAUAACACUGGUCCAAGCUUGGGAGCAUUAACUGUUUAUACGAGAAGCAUGGACAAGUCUGGCACUACUACACUUCCAAUAUGGCGUCUAUAUAACCACCAAGGGCCAGAAUGGCAUUAUGCACAAGCUCGUAUUCUGCAACCUAACAACUACAAUAUUAUUAUAGAAGGUACUUGGGGAUCAAGUAGAGCAAAUGGUUUUAUAGGCUUUGAUGACAUCACAUUAUUUGAUGGUGCUUGUUCAACAACUCCAGUACGUGCUACAGUUAGGAAAGGAGAAUGCAGAUUUGACAGAGAUACAUGUGAUUGGAUGAAUGACACAACUGAACGUGGUACUACAACUUGGCGACUAGCUACUGUAGCUCGGCGACCAGCCAAUUUACCAGACAAAACGUUUGGCGCACCAGGUGGAUAUGUUUAUUUUGAUUUAUUCAACCAAAAUGCUGCUGCAAGUACAGUACGUCUAAUAUCUCCAGUGAUUGAGGCAACUGAUGAUCGGCAGCUGUGUUUCAGCUUUUGGUUUGCUGCAUUUGGCCAGGGUGAUAUGGCAGAACUAAGAGUGGUCAGACAGGAUAACAAUACUUCUGGAGAUUAUCCUCCUGAGAAGUUGUGGACACUAUCAGCAGGAGCAUUGGACACUACUAGAGCUGUAUGGACACCAGCACAGGUCACUGUGGAGGCUGCAUCAGAUUUUCGAAUUGUGCUGGAAGGGCAAGCAACAAAUGGCGGCUUUGCUGUAGAUGAGCUUACAUUUUCAGAUGGCUCGUGCAGCACACGACCUGACAUUGCAGAUACAAAGCUCCAAGAGAAUGAAAAUCUGUAAUCUGCUUUAGCCGGUCCAGUUUUAUGCACCUGCAUAAAAAUUAACUUUAAGACAACAACAGAUGGUUCUUUGAGAAGAAUAUAAGACAUGUUCCAGAAAACACAUUGACAGUACUUCACAGAGGAUCCAGGAAUUACAACCAAGACUCUGCAAAUCAAAGCAGAUGCCAUCUGUAAAGAAGGUUGCUGUGAAAGAUGGUGAAUAAAAUUAGUGUGCAGACAACAUCAUAUUUGUAACUCACUGAUGUUCUAUUAAACUAAUUUUAAUUGCAGAAUGUGGUGAUACCAAUACAGGAAGAUCCAUUCUUUGUGGGACCUUCAAAAUAAAGAGAAAUCAGUCGAGUUUGUCUAUAUUAGAGCAAUACUUUUCAUAUUCAGAUAUUUACAGCUAUAAGACGUAUUCAAAAUUUACUUCCCAAAACUUGUCUGCACAAGAUCAUUUUCCAUGAUCCUUCAUUCUAAUUGUGGUGUUUUUAUUAUAUUUCUCUACUUCAUUUCCUCAAACAUAUUCCCAAAAGACUAUGAAUGUAAAGAUGAACACUAAUUUACCUGUGAAAUUCAUACACUUAUUUUAAAUUUCAUAACUUGGAACAUGUUUCGUUUACUCAUAUCAUUCUCAUAUAAACUUUGAACUAAGAGACUGACUUCCAUGACAAGAAGUACCUAUAAAAUUUAUGUAAAAAAGUGUUUUCAGCUUCUAACUGUAUAUGUAUGAUAAUAAACAAUCACAAAUAAGUACAGUACCCCACAUAAUACUAUGGUGCAUAGUAUCUUACACAAUAUCACAUACAGAAUUGCACAUACAACUUUGAUUAAUUACAUAAAGAAAUGAAAAAUAUUUUUACAUGGAAUACUUAGUUGACAUUCACAUACAAACACAUAGUAGUUGUAACAUUUCUGUUCAAAAUUUUCAUUCAGAUUAUAGCAAACACUUGGUUGAAAAUACAACUGAUUUUGACUAUGACAUAUAGUACAUAAUCUAAUUAUUUGCUAAUAGGUUUUCACAAGUACUUGUUUGCAUUAUAAUAGCACUUGCUCAUUAAAAAUUUGAACACUGCUUCCUUAAAUGAAGACUUUUUUUUUAUUUAUUUCAUCUGUGCCAGAAGUUUGUUAU
Molecule: messenger RNA, 3488 nt
Organism: Schistocerca piceifrons (Central American locust)
Lineage: Eukaryota; Metazoa; Arthropoda; Insecta; Orthoptera; Acrididae
Product: MAM and LDL-receptor class A domain-containing protein 1-like
Exons: 18
Coding region: 84-2375 (763 amino acids)
Cellular component (GO): membrane
Source: RefSeq, a predicted model, not a curated record